This is a messenger RNA of Penicillium pulvis, 2553 nucleotides long. Its product is annotated as putative TBC domain protein. The transcript is spliced from 2 exons. The record is from RefSeq and is a predicted model, not a curated record. The coding region runs from base 1 to 2553 and encodes 850 amino acids. Lineage: Eukaryota; Fungi; Ascomycota; Eurotiomycetes; Eurotiales; Aspergillaceae.
AUGGUGGAGGUUCCUGCAUCGUUAUCCCCCGUUGGAUCGGAGUCGCGAUCGACCCAAGCUGCGCCCUACGAAUCCUCGGUCGCCGAUGAACGCCCUGUCGGUAUUAGAUCCGUUUCGCUACCGCCGCCCGCAGAUUCACUACCGGUUGCCAAUGGCCGCUCCCUCAGUGCCAGCGACGCCUCGCGUGGUUCCUACCGCCCUGCCUCCGCACGCGCAUCCCAUACAGGCCAGCUAUCGCCAACAUUAGAAGCCCCAGCAAGGCGAUCAAUGGAUGAGCGCGUCAUCAAUUUCAGCAGGAAAACGCCCUCGUUGCGCAGCGUCCCCAGCAUCGUCAUUGAUGAGCCAAGUUCUCGCCCCGUUUCGCGACCAGGGUCUCGUCCGGGGUCAAGGUGGUCGGAGCGCAAGUGGGGUGGAUUGAGGAAACGAUCGAGCGACUUGGAGGACAAGAUGAACACGGAGGACUUGCCACCGGUACCGCAAAUUGACCCGGAAUUCAGUGGGAUUAGCUUGGAUAUACCAACGGCUUCCUUGGAGGGAUUGGGGCAGACAAUGAAGUUCUCCAACCGUGGCAGCCUGAUCAGGGAUCGUUCAAAGCGGCCGAUAUUGAAACCACGAGACCAGAACCCGAAGCUUCGAUCAGAGCCAAUCUCGGAGGUCGAGAACCACGAGGCGCAGUCGGACGCUGGAUCUAUUCAGCAAUCGAACCCGGCUGAUUCAGAGCCAGCCAGCAAAGCGCCGAGUAUAGCGCCGAGUAUAGCGCCGAGUGUAGCACCUCCCUCGACGAGCCACGAUGGUGCGAGCGAUAGUAUCCCGGAGGCAACACCCCGGCCUUCCAAUAAAGAAGCGCAUCUUCGCCCUUGGCAGACGAGCCUUCAAUCCAGGGCCAUCUCCGCCGACGAGGAUAUGCUUUCCCGGCGAGUGCGACUCAUGUAUGAGAAGGGCGAUGAAAAUGUGACUGACAAGGAUGUCGCAAACGCGAUAGCAACUGAAAAUGGCGUUCUCUGGGAGGAGACAACACCAGAUCUCGAGACUGCUUCGAUGCCCGCUUCAAAUCUCGACACGCCAAUAGCUUCGACCGACAGGGCUUCUGCCGAGGUAGAGCGCAAGCGCAUGAAGAGAGAGACCCAGGAACUGGCAGGCGGUAUUGAAUGCUGGCAAAAUAUUGGCGCAGGCCAAGUUGAUCGAUAUGGCUUUAUUCAUGCACCGGACGACACCGAGCCCCAUCCUAUUCAGCGCGUCACCACCAGCCUUCAGCUUGCAUCUGAGACCCCUCGUCGCAAACUCUCAAUUCGCCCUCCCACUGCUCGAGCUAGUACUCGCUCGUUCAGUGGAAGGUCUCCAACUCGCAACUUGUCCCAGAGCUCUGCUAACAAUGGGCGCCCAACUUCAUCCGCAAGCACCAUCAGCGCACCGGUCCGGCGUUCAACGUCCCGCUUGCGUUCUGCCACUAAUCGUCUCCCGCACAACAGAGACCGGAAGUUUACUGACGAGGCGGCUUACAUGCUUACUCUCCCCGCAGAUGACCCUAGGCAAGGCAAAGACACGCCGGCUGCACGUGCGGCGCGCAAGAAGGAAUGGGAACGCGAAGAUAAAUGGACGAAGAUGGCCAAACCGAUCAAGAAGAAUCGUGACGGCGGUGGCAUGAAGUUUGAGUUCGAUACGCAUAGCUCGAAACUUAUCGAGCGGACAUGGAAGGGCAUUCCGGAUCGGUGGCGGGCAUCAGCCUGGUCCUCCUUCCUAGAGGCCAGUGCAAAGCGACACAAAGAUAGUCCCUCCGAAGAGGAGCUUGUGAACGCUUUCCGUGAAAGUCAAUACGUCUCCUCUCCUGAUGAUGUGCAGAUCGAUAUAGAUGUGCCUCGCACAAUCACCAGCCAUAUCAUGUUCCGUCGGCGGUAUCGCGGUGGACAACGACUUCUAUUCCGGGUUCUUCAUGCCAUGUCAUUAUAUUAUCCUGAUACAGGCUAUGUUCAAGGCAUGGCUGCCAUUGCGGCUACACUAUUGGCAUACUACGACGAGGAGCAAGCUUUUGUGAUGCUAGCCCGCCUUUGGCGCCUGCGUGGCUUAGAAGAGUUGUACAAGUCUGGUUUCGCAGGGCUGAUGGAGGCUCUGGACGAUUUUGAACGCGAGUGGCUCGCCGGUGGUGAAGUGGCUACACAGCUGAACGAAGUCGGAAUCCCGCCAACAGCCUACGGUACCCGCUGGUAUCUAACCCUCUUCAACUAUUCUAUUCCUUUCCCCGCUCAACUUCGAGUAUGGGAUGUCUUUAUGCUACUUGGAGACGCCGAAGAACCCGUUGCUCCACGGCCAACCACCUCAUCUGGAAGAGGACCCAAGGCACCCCCACCCCGCCUUGGUACAUUUGGACAGAGCCUCGAUGUGCUACAUGCCACAUCUGCUGCCCUUAUUGAUGGCAUGCGGGAUAUCAUUUUGGAAUCUGAUUUCGAAAAUACGAUGAAGGUCCUUACUAGCUGGGUCCCAAUCAAGGAUAUCGAAUUGUUCAUGCGUGUCGCCAAAGCCGAAUACAAGGUCCACCGACGCAAGAAAACCCAUUAA